Messenger RNA from Pelecanus crispus (Dalmatian pelican), 1658 nucleotides. NCBI's taxonomy places the organism in Eukaryota, Metazoa, Chordata, Aves, Pelecaniformes, Pelecanidae. The record is from RefSeq and is a predicted model, not a curated record.
GGAGACACCAACAAAUGGAAUACAAAUUAACUUAAGCCUACACGAGGCUGGUGACACCUGAAAGAGGGCACAAGACGUUGUAAACAUAAAGAGUGAAUAUGGGUGAAAAGAAGCCAGAACCUUUGGACUUUGUAAAAGAUUUUCAGGAAUAUCUUACACAGCAGACUCACCAUGUGAAUAUGAUUUCUGGAUCAGUUAGUGGAGACAAGGAAGCAGAGACUCUUCAAGGAGCUGGGACAGAAGGUGAUCAGAAUGGUCUGGAUCAUCCUUCUGUUGAAGUUUCACUGGAUGAAAACUCAGGAAUGUUAGUGGACGGGUUUGAAAGGACAUUUGAUGGGAAGUUAAAGUGUCGAUACUGCAACUAUGCCAGCAAAGGAACAGCACGGCUCAUAGAGCAUAUCAGAAUUCAUACAGGUGAGAAGCCGCACAGAUGCCAUUUGUGUCCCUUUGCAUCAGCUUACGAACGUCACCUGGAAGCUCACAUGCGAUCGCAUACUGGUGAAAAACCGUACAAAUGUGAAUUGUGUUCCUUUCGCUGCAGUGACAGAAGCAACUUAUCUCACCACCGCAGGCGCAAACAUAAAAUGGUGCCUAUCAAGGGUACAAGGUCUUCCCUAAGCAGCAAGAAAAUGUGGGGGGUUUUGCAGAAGAAGACCAGCAAUUUGGGGUACAGCAGAAGAGCAUUAAUUAAUUUGAGUCCACCUUCCAUGGUGGUUCAGAAACCAGACUACCUUAAUGAUUUCACUCAUGAAAUCCCAAAUAUCCAGACUGAAGCGUAUGAGAGCAUGACAAAACCAACCCAGGGCAGUGGGUUGCCAAGAGAUCCACAAGACCUCAUGGUAGAUAAUCCUUUAAACCAGCUCUCCACGUUAGCCGGACAGUUAUCUAGCUUGCCACCUGAAAACCAAAAUCCAGCCUCUCCAGACGUCGUUUCCUGCCAAGAUGAAAAGCCUUUCAUGAUACAGCAGCCUGCUGCACCUGCAGUAGUUUCAGCUGUGUCAGCAAAUAUUCCUCAAAGUUCAUCUCCGACCAGCCCAGAUCCUCGGCCUACACACAAUCAAAGGAACUAUAGUCCCGUGGCAGGUCCCAGCAGUGAUCGCAGCGCCCACACCAGUACUCCCAGCAUAAGUAACAGUCAACCAAGUACUCCAGCUCCGACCCUUCCAGUUCAGGACCCUCAGCUUCUGCAUCACUGCCAACACUGUGACAUGUACUUUGCGGACAAUAUCCUUUAUACUAUUCACAUGGGAUGUCAUGGAUUUGAGAAUCCUUUUCAGUGCAACAUAUGUGGGUGUAAGUGUAAAAAUAAGUAUGACUUUGCUUGCCAUUUUGCAAGAGGCCAACACAGUCAACAUUGACUGAGAACAUGCUUUCGUUUAGUUUUUUAACAUAUUACAGUAUAUUUUUCAUACUUGCUGAAGGAAAGCUUGCACACUCCCAUAAGGAAUCCUCACAUUAAUCAAUUCGACAAAGGAGGCAAAUUUAUUUCUAUGUUGUCAUAAAACUUGCCAGGGAAAUUUUGUAUAAGAUGUGGUUGGUAUUUUAUAUGUAGCCUUUCAAAAAAGCUGAGACCGCUAUAAGAAUUGGAAUGCAUUUACAUGUUUUGGUUGCUAAAUUUAAGUUGCUUGCACUUAAUCCCAAUAAACAUUCUACAAAUG